This is a messenger RNA of Drosophila gunungcola (fruit fly), 745 nucleotides long. Its product is annotated as peroxiredoxin 1. Lineage: Eukaryota; Metazoa; Arthropoda; Insecta; Diptera; Drosophilidae. Gene Ontology annotation, biological process: cell redox homeostasis; response to oxidative stress; hydrogen peroxide catabolic process. Gene Ontology annotation, cellular component: cytosol. The record is from RefSeq and is a predicted model, not a curated record. The coding region runs from base 90 to 680 and encodes 196 amino acids. The transcript has a single exon. Gene Ontology annotation, molecular function: thioredoxin peroxidase activity.
CAUAUCAUUCAUGAUAAAUCAUAGACCCGACAAGACACAAGUUUCUAAACCAAAAACUCGUCAUACAAAUUCAUAAUAAAACUACCAAGAUGCGGAUGCUAAAUCUGAACCAAAUAGCACCUGAUUUCACUACCCUUGCGGUGGUGGCCGGUGGCUUUCGGAAUUUCUCUAUGUCCGACUUGCGGGGCAGGUACGUGCUGCUGGUGUUCUAUCCGGCGGACUUUUCGUUCGUCUGCCCCACUGAGUUGCAGGCGUUCAGCGACAGAGCCCCGGAGUUCCGGAACGUGGGCUGUGAGAUCCUGGCCUGUUCCACGGACAGUCAAUUUGUGCACUGUGCCUGGAUGAACACGCCGCGGAAGAGCGGCGGCCUGGGCGAGCUGGACAUACCGCUGCUGGCGGACAAGUCCAUGAAGAUAGCCAGGGACUACGGAGUGCUCGACGAGGAGACUGGACUGGCCCUACGGGCCCUGUUCAUCAUCGAUCGCGAGGGACGCAUUCGCCAGAUCACCGUCAACGACAUGGGCGUGGGUCGCAGCGUGGACGAGGCACUGCGUCUGGUCCAGGCCUUCCAGUUUAGCGACGAGUUCGGAGAGGUCUGUCCGGCCAACUGGCGUCCGGGCGGCAAGACCAUGAAGGCAGAUGCCUCCGGAAAGGAGGAGUACUUCAAAAAUGCAACAUAAGCCUACAACCUUAACGUUUUUUCGCAAGUUCAAGCAGUAAAAUAAACCAUAGACAUAACUAUGAA